GAUUCUUUUUCCAAAAUUUUAUUUCUGAAUCAAAACAAUGCUCUGAAUUUUCAAAUUUUGUAGUGUUUUGUUCUAAAAAUAUUCCAACAUGAAGAGUAAUUUCGUUCCACGGGUGAAUCAGUUGGAUUCGAUUCAAUUAGAUUAUGAAAUCAUCAACAUUAUGAAGGAACAAAUCCAUAAUGUACUCCGUAAUUUACCGCCCGGAUUACUGAGUAACUUUCAACCGGAAAUCAACUUACUCAUGAACUCGGCCCUCUGGAAUUAUUCCGUUCGCAAGUCAUUUGCCACAUUUGGUCAGCAAAUGCUUUCGAUAACCUAUGACCAGAAGCAGCUGCAUCCCAACAAACUAAAGGCACACUUUGCCCUAACGGUAGCGCUAAGCUAUUUGAGGGAGCUUAUCCAGUACCGACUAGUCAACGUCACCUUUCUUCAGCGAAUGAUAUCGGCUGUGGAAAACUGUCUAGUAUGUUUGAACUUUAUCAACUUUUUCCGCUUUCUACGGUACGGUCAGAAACCAUCCCUCGUGGACUACGUGCUGCGGUUGGAUCACCGAUGUUUGGACGGAGCCAAGAGGCGUACGAUCGGUUAUUCGUACAUGACUCGAGAACUGAUAUGGGCCGGGUUUAUGGAGCUGCUUGGGUUUACCAUUCCCAUUGUUAAUUAUCAUGCGUUGAAGCGGAGGUUGAAAAACUUUUUCAAACUGGAAAGUCCUCAGGAAGGAACUAAACCCGUUGAGCUAACGGUGAACAGUAAAUGUGCGUACUGCAACGAAAGGGUCACAUUGCCACACCACAUGGGUUGUGGACAUGUAUUUUGUUACUACUGUUUGAAGGGAAAUCUGCUGGCGGAUUCUGGAUUCCAAUGUAACAUGUGUGACUCAAAAUGUCAUAGCUUUGAAAAAGUAAGGGUGAUAUAGUAAGUAUGUGAUUUAUAUUGUUUGCUGUUGGGAUAGAUAAUGACGGUUAACUAUAAA
Molecule: messenger RNA, 973 nt
Organism: Uranotaenia lowii
Lineage: Eukaryota; Metazoa; Arthropoda; Insecta; Diptera; Culicidae
Gene: Pex2
Product: peroxisome biogenesis factor 2
Exons: 4
Coding region: 89-916 (275 amino acids)
Biological process (GO): protein import into peroxisome matrix
Cellular component (GO): peroxisomal membrane
Molecular function (GO): zinc ion binding
Source: RefSeq, a predicted model, not a curated record